This is a messenger RNA of Caenorhabditis angaria, 1632 nucleotides long. NCBI's taxonomy places the organism in Eukaryota, Metazoa, Nematoda, Chromadorea, Rhabditida, Rhabditidae. The record is from the annotation of a GenBank genome assembly.
AUGACAAUUUUCUUAUCAUCCACCAAGUAAUUGACAAUAAAAAAGCAAUUAAAAACACCUUCUUUUUUCCAGCGAACCUGAGAAUGAUACAAUAUCACAACUUGUUCUUCGACGUUUAUUUGAUGAUAAUUAUAAUAAAAAUACAGUACCUUUGAAAACAUCAGCGACUACUGUAUCGAUUGAAUUUGGAAUUCAGAAUAUUGCACAAGUUUCCGAAAUUUCAGCAAGUUUUACUUUGGAUUUAUUGUUCAGUCAAAUUUGGCAUGAUCCAAGACUCAGAUUCGAUCAUAUAACAACAUGUUUACAAAAUUUGACACUUGGAUAUUCGGUGAGUUUGGAAUCUGAUUAAAAAAUAUUUUUUUUUAACAUAGUUUCUUUCAGAUGGUUGAUAAAUUAUGGACACCAAAUGUAUGUUUUGUGAACUCAAAGAAAACCGAAAUUCAUUCAUCACCAACUCCCAAUAUAUUUCUAAUGAUUUAUCCGAAUGGAACUGUUUGGGUGAAUUAUCGAUUACAAGUUCAAAGUCCGUGUUUAGUUGAUCUUGUUUUAUUUCCAAUGGAUAUUAUGAAUUGUGAAUUGAUAAUUGAGAGUUAUGCAUAUAAUGCAGCAAAAGUGAAAUUAGAUUGGCGAGAAUGGGAACCUGUAUUUAGUAUAGCCAAAUCCAAAUUAUCAGAUUUCAAUCUUGCUGGAAUGCAUUGGACUAAAAAUAGUUUUGGAUAUGCAGCUGGACAAUGGGAUCAAUUAACUGUUUCUUUGAUAUUUUCAAGAUCUUAUGGAUUUUACAUUCUACAAAUGUAUAUUCCAACAUAUUCAAGUGUCUUCUUAUCUUUUGUUAGUUUUUGGAUUGAUUUGAAGGCUUUGCCAGCAAGAAUAACACUUGGUGUUAGUUCUUUGAUGGCAUUAACAUUUCAAUAUGGGAAUGUUGCCAAAAAUCUUCCGAAAGUUGGAUAUGUUAAAUCAAUUGAUGUAUAUAUGGUUUUAACAACUGCGUAAGUUGGGAGCGGUUUCGGGUGGAGGGUUCUGAAAAAGCGACAUCGGAAUUUGAAAAAUCGGGGCAAUUUUUCUUGAUCUUUAGUAUCUUCCUAAAUAUCUCCUAUUUUUCAGAUUUAUAUUUCUUACUAUGAUCGAAGUUGCUUUUGUUUGCUAUUUGGAAAGUGAAAAUAAUUUGAGAAAACGAGAAAGGCAAGCAGAAAAAAAGAAGGAGAGAAUUGCUGUGCUCCAAAAGUAAGUUUCUUUAAUUGUUUUCUUGAAAUUUUUCAAAUCUUCAGAAAACGCGACAAAAAGAAGAAUAACUACGGUGCAACAACAGUGACAAAUCCAAUGGUUGAGAAUGAUUUGCGAAAUAAUUAUGAUGAACCAUUUCAAAAUGGCGCUGCUCCAGUUCAUAAAAGUUCGAUAACUCGACAAGCUAAUAAUAUGUUUGAAUCAUUACAUGCUUUGGCAACUAUUGGAUUAUUGACUGAAGAAGAUGAUGAGCAAACUAAAUGGACUGCUCAAAAUGUCGAUAAGUUUUGUAGAAAAGCAUUUCCUCUUUCGUUUUGUUUAUUGAAUUUGAUUUAUUGGUGUUAUUAUUUGUUGCAAAAUUAUUAUGCGAAAAAUGAGGCAUUGAGACAAUUCACUCAAAAUCCGUAA